Messenger RNA from Schistosoma margrebowiei, 10354 nucleotides. NCBI's taxonomy places the organism in Eukaryota, Metazoa, Platyhelminthes, Trematoda, Strigeidida, Schistosomatidae. The record is from the annotation of a GenBank genome assembly.
CACACUGUAUUUUUCCGCGUUUAAUGAAUGUGAAGGUCAUAUGGAUGAUUUGGAUCUACCAAAAGAUGCAAAAUACAAAAGCUUUAUUGCACAAGUUGAUAAGUCCCUCAAAAGUUUUGAAUACUCUACGGAAUGGGCUGACCUUAUAUCUGCUCUAGGACGGCUGAUUAAAGUUAUUCAGUCAAAUACAAAAUGUGGUUAUGUUCCUCGAAGUUUUGUUAUUGGUAAACGUCUCGCCCAAUGUCUUCAUCCUGCUCUACCGGCUGGUGUUCAUUGCAAAGCGUUAGAAUGUUACGACGUAAUUUUCCGCACUAUUGGACCUGAACGUGUCGCCUAUGAUUUGUAUGUUUAUGGUCCAGGCUUGUUUGCUCUACUCGAGCCAUCUGCUAUGACGGUUAAGUCACCGCUGUUUGAUAUUUAUGAAGAACACUUGCUUCCUCUUGGGAAAUUGCUUCAUCCAUCAUUUUUAGGACUAUUAAAGGGCUUGCUACCGGGUUUGGAACCAGGCGCGGAAUUCUCUGAACGUGGAAAUCGAAUGUUAGAAAUGUUCAGUUCCUCUGUGGGAUCUGCGUUCUUUUAUACGUGUUUGUGGGAGCUUCUAAUUCGAUGUCCAUCUAUACGACAAUAUGGAAUUUCAUUUAUACUCAAUCAUUUAAACAAACGUAAAUCAUUAGAUAGUCAAAGUUAUAUUUAUGGUUUAGAUAAAAAUAUUCUUGUAGAGAGUUUAUGCUGUCUAUUCGGUGACAGUGUUCUACUAGUACAACGUGAUGCUCUUGAUUUUAUUCUGUUAGCAUUACCAAUACAUUUUUAUUCGAAAACAACAUCGACAACAGAGCGUAAUCCAUUUCAGUUUAUCACUAACCAAUCGCUAACAGUGAAAGAUUUCGCUAUGUUAUGUACAGCUUCGUUGUCUAUUUUACUACGUCGUGAUGCAUCUUUGAAUCGUCGUUUAUUUAUUUGGCUUAAAGGUAGUCAGUCAGUUGAGGGAAUGGUUGUGGAUAGUUUAGAUAACCAAUCAAUGACAUGGGCAGACAUAGUCAUGGAUAAAGUAGAUGAUAAACAUGUAUUGGCAUUAAAUGAUAAAAAUGAAAAUAAUAGUCAACGUUAUUUUAAAUUAUACUCACAAAUAAUUCUUACAGAGGCUGUACGUCGUUUAAUCUAUAAUCCUACUUGUUUACCUAUUCCAUGUCAAUUCAAUGAAAAUCAUUUGAAUUUUUCUGCUAAAUUCACAUUUGGAUCAGAUUUAUCUGCAUUAGUUACAGAACGAAGUAUUUCCGAGCGUCCAUUUCGUGUUUUAGUCGGUCUAACUGAUCAUCCAGAUAUAGCUCAUGGACUUUUAGAUAAUUUAUUAUUAGAUAUAAUGUGGUAUACCUAUGAAGGUUAUUUAAAAUUACGUUGGCAAACUACAUGUUGUUUGGUGAAUUCAAACCAAAUCAAUAAAUCAUCACAUCGUGAUUCAACAUUAACUAUAUCAGAUUUAGUAAAUCGACCAAGUUUAUGUGAUAAACAAUUACCAAGUAAUAUGACAAAUCUAAUUAAAGAUUAUAUUUUAAUUCGCGAUAGUGCAAAACCAUCGAGUUUACGAAUUGAUAAUCAAGGUAGAAAUUUAGAAUAUAAUGGAACAACUUUAGUCGAUAGAGAAGAUUCAUUACCUUCAAAUGAUUCAAAUAUCAAUAAGAUUUCAAUACAACAUUCUAAUAAUCAUACAACUAUUAGUACUACUAAUACUACUAAUAAUAAUGUUGUUGAUGAAUUCUUACGUACAUCACAUUUAUUUUUCAGUAAUAUAAGUAGUGAAUUUUUAUGGAAAUUUAUUGAAAAUCAAUUUACUGAAUUAUUGAAUUUAUCAUCAACCAUAACAGUCAAUACAAUCGGAUCAAUGAAUAUACAUCCUAAUAAGAUUAUAUCAUCAUCAUCAUCAUCAUUGUCAUCAUCAAUUGAAUGUGAUAAUUGGCAACAAUCAUCAUUGAAAUUAUCAUUAAUUCAAUGGUGUUCUAUAAUAAAUUUCUUUUUGAAUUGUUUACCAAUUGAUAUGUAUCCUAAUGUUCGUAGUCUAUAUCUUCCACAUUUAAUUAUUCAUUUAACUAACUGUUUAGUUGAAAAACUUCGAGUUAAUUGUAAACUACAUUAUCAUGAUCAAUCUUUAUUAUCACAUGAAGGUAGUUUCUCAGAGUAUAAAUUAACAUCUUCAGAAUGGGCUAGUAUAAUCAAUUGUUUAGAUACGAUUGUACAUCAUAUACGUGAGUAUGCAGUGACAAUAUUUGAUCAGUUAUCGAGUCCAGUCAAUUUUAAACGUCAAGAAGAAGUAUUAUUAUCAAAUAACAGUAAUAAUAAUAAUAAUAAUAAUAAUAAUAAUAAUAAUAAUAAUAAUAAUAAUAAUAAUAAUAAUAAUAAUAGUAAUUGUGGUCAAUGUAAUGAGAUCAACAGUAAUGAUGGUAUUGCUGAUAGUCAGGAUAAUCAAAUUUCUGAGGAAUUAAUGAUGAUUGCUAAAGCAGUUGGUCAAUUUCGACGAUUUCUUGGCAUAUUCUGUAUUCAUGUCUUAAAUUUUUCACCAGUUAAAAUGAAUGAAUUUAUCCGAAAAAUUUGUACGGAACAAUGUGAACAUGAUUGUAGUAUCAUUUCGAAUGAAGGAGAAAUAAACAAAAUGAAUAAUAAUAAUGAUAAUAACAAUGAAGAUAUACUCGACAAAGAAGGUGCUAAAGAAAAAUCUCAUGAAAAAUCUGUAUUGAAACAUAAUCAUCAAGUGUCAUUACCAUCGUCUUCAGUCAGUUGUAUAGAUCUUUUUGCCCAAAUUUGCCGUCUUAUUGUGGAGAUGUCCAGCUUUCCUUUAUCUAUUAUGCAUCAAUUUAAAAAUUCAUCAAUAUCACCUAGAAUCAUUUCUACCAGUAAUUCUAAUCUUAGUAUUUUAGAUUUAUUCGGUGGUGAACUUAUACGUCAUGCUGAUACAGGUCGUUUCAUUCUACCACAAUGGCUUGUUUGUUUAUUGUAUGCAUCAUGUGAUCUAGAUAAUUUCAAUAUUAAGUCAAUUGCUUUGUAUACACUGAUUGAAUUAUUUCAUGCAGCUGUUUCUAUUCACGGUUGGAGUACAGAAUUGAAGUAUUAUUCUAAUGACAUCAAUACUACUACUACCACUAAUGAUAAUAGUGCUGGACAGAUCCAGCCAGGAAACAAUAAUGAGAAUGGUGAUAAAGUAGUUCCCGUAGAUGAUAAACAUGAAGCAAAUCGUGGAAUGCGUUUAGUAUUUCCUGUACUAAGUGGAGAGUUGAUGUCAUAUCUUUCUCAAAAGACAAAUUUAUUCACGUACUUGGGUGUUUCAUUAUGGCGUUAUCUAUCACCAGAAUAUUCUACUUAUCAUGAUGAUGCAACAAGUUUACUUGUUCGUCUACAUCAAUUAGCUCCUCCAUUGCCGAAAUCUCUUGCUUGUCAAUUAACUCCCAGGAUAUCAGGAAGCACAUCUACUAUCAGUUCUUGUAUUGAAGGCUUCAUUCUCUCUCAAAUGCUUUCAUCUGAUUUAGAUAUUAAAAUAGAUGCACAUUCACGCUUUAUUUUACUGUGGCAUUUAUUGAGAUACUAUGGAUCACGUGUUCAAUCAAAUAUUCAUCCAUUGACAAACACUUCAACUAAUACUUCAGUUCAUCAGUUUUCGGUUACUAAACGAUCAUUACAUUCUUCAGUUCAUGAUUCUUUUAGACUAAGUGGUGUAUCCAAUUUCAUAGCGGCUGUAUCAUGGAGGCGUGCAUUUCUUGGUUUGACUGGAGACAAAGUUGGCAACAGUGAUUUAUCAUCUCCUGGUUCAGGUUUGUAUGAUAUUCCUUUCUAUAGAUGUACAUUACUCUUAUUGGAUAAUUUAGAUUAUGAUAAUCCAUUGGGUCCAAUUAGGUCAAUUGGUUUAACAAGUCUAUCACAAUUGAAUCUAAAUGUCAAUAAAAGACAAAUAAAUAAAAAUAAUCAAAAUGUGAAUAACAAUGAAGAAUUUCAUCAAAUUGAUCAUUCAAUUAAUUAUGGAAAUUCUAUACUAAGAGAACAAUCUAUUCUAUGGAUAGAGAAAGCUUUAAGAACUGGUCAAAUAGAUCGUUUGAUAAUACCAAUUUUAGCUAUAUUAUUACAUCCUGGAACAGCUAGAAUUAGUUUAAAAUCACAUGUAUUAAAACAUUAUUGUCAACAAAUUAAAGUGUCAAAAUCCAAGAAAUUAUUGAAUGGUUCUUUAAAAUCAGUUGAUACAACAGAUAUUUACUGUAGACCGCCUUCAUAUGAAGAAGUUGUUAAUAAAAUGAAUCCAACUAGUAUUAAUUCUGAAUUUCCACAUAUUAACACUAUUCACACAGAAAAACCAUUUAAUCUAAUGAAUUCAAUCCGUGAAAAGUUUCAACGAUUUCAUUCUACGACGGAAUCGCUAAAUAAAACAGAAGUAACAAAUGAAAUAAAUACUUCCAAACAACAAGCUGCUGAAGCUGUUCUCAACUCUGUUAUAUCUAUGAGUUUAAUGAAAGAUGAAAAGAAUCAUUCAUUGUUAGACUACGUAACAGAUUGGCAUCAUGAUUCUAGAACACUUUCAAUGUUACCUGUCAAUGAACAUUUGUUAGUUUAUCUACAAAAUUAUGAUUCCAACCAAGUGAUUUAUGCUUUCUCUCGUCUUCGAGCAAUUCUAUCUAUAGCUCCUGCUCUAUUUGUUCGUUCACUUGCAUCAUGUACAAUCAAUUCAAUGUUUAGUUUCAAUUUAUAUGGUUUAAAAUUUAUUGAACUUUUAUCAAGACAUCGUCGUUCUAUGGCUGGUUGUAAUUUUUUUUCUACUGUCAGUUCAGAAGAAUUAAGUCAAUCGCAACAAAAUUAUACAAAUUUAUUAGAAUUAAUUAUUGAUUUAUGUUUACAAUAUAUGUGUAGUUAUUUACCUUUUAUUACAAUGAAAACAAUAUCAACUGUCAAUACUAUGAUUGAUGAGGAUGAUGUUGAUAACAAUUAUACUAGUUCAUCUAUGAAUAACAAUAAUAAAUGUUCCAUUGAAUUUGGUCAUCGUUUUGGUAAUUCUAAAAGUGAAUUUCGUGCUAAUCAACUUGUACAGAAUACAGCUGCAGAGAUUUUAACAUUGAUUGUUGAACAAUUAGUAUUGAUACAAGAUGAAUGUUUUAAUCCGUCACUGAUGAAUUCAGCUUUAAAGUCCAAUUCCAGUUUAUCCAAUGUUAAGAAUUCCUUUUCUAGUACACGUAUACCAGAAUUAUCAUCAGUAUAUUCAACUGGGUCUACAAAUUCAAACGUUGUUCCUCCCAAUACAAUUACAUUUUCAUCUAUGAUUCAACAAGCUAAUGGACGUCGUCUUGUACAAAAUACCUUACAUCAUACUUGUAUACCAUCUGUUGUUUUACAUUGUUUAGCCUCUUGUAUUACAAAAGUACAUUGGCCUAAAACGGAUAAAAACUGGUCGGAUUAUUCAACAUCAAAUGGAAUCAGAAAACUUCCAACAUGUUUACAAUUAAUACUUGUCAAUGAUCAAUUAUCAAAUUUACCGAAUUCAUUUCAAACUACACAAUUACAAACUUUAUUAAAAUUAUUCAAUGUAAUUCUUCAUUUAAAACCAUGGUAUGGUUAUUCUGAUCGUAUGUCUUUAAUGAAAUAUCAUUAUGUAUUACAACAAAAUUGUCAAACAUCAACAGAAUUAUGUAAUACUACUACUAAUAAUAAUAAUAAUUUAUUAUGGCCAGUAUGUCCAAGUAUAUUAUUAUUAGAUAAUGAAUUAACAAGUUAUGAUUUAUUAACUCAUUAUAUCACUGAUAUUUGGUCAAUAGCUUGUAAUCAAUUGCCAAAUGCAUUAAAUCAUCAAUCAUUAUUUCAUAUCAAUUGUAUAACAACAUUAUGGUGGUCAUCUAACUCGACUAAAACUUCUUCAAGUAUUGAAAAAGAUCAAUUGAAUUUAUUCAUUGAAUUAUUAUCGAUUGGAUUAUCAUCACCAUUAUCAUCAUCAUUAAAUGAUAAUACACCUAAUUAUUCAAGUUUUUUCUCAGCUCGUUUGGAUUUACAUCCAUUAUGGUAUUGUUUUAUAUUUAAAAGUUUAUCUUAUUGGGGUUGGUUUAUUGGAUCAUUAAUACGAGUAACUAUUAAACAAAUAUGUUCAAGUUUAAAUAAACUAUGUGAUCGUGUUUGUCAGAAUAUACAAACACGUUGUAAUAAUAAUAUUAGAAGAUCACGAUUAUCAAAUACAAGUGAAUGGGAGCUUUUACCACCAGACUAUACAUUAACUGUAUUAGCUUUAAUUCAAGGCAUUUGUCAUGCGUUUCUUCUGUCAGUUGGCAAUGCCUCUUUACCGCUUAUGUCAUCUCGAAAAGUGAAUUCAUUACAACAAACUAGUGCAUCGAUGCGUGGUGGUAAUCCACCAACUGUUAGUCAAUUAACUGGUCUUCCAGAUUCAAUAGAAGGUGCUUUGGAAAUUGCUGAAAUUCUUUAUCAUCACAAAUUGAAUCCACCAAAUCCAAGUGGACCCAUACCAGAAGUCAAUAAUGCUGUACCAGCAUUUGAUCCUUUGUUUCCAUCGCCUCUUACAGAGAAUGUUGACCAUUGUUCAAAUACGAAUAAUCCAUCUGUGGACAAUGUUUCAAAUUUGGAACCAUCUGUAAUUUUAACUUCUGGAAUAGGAGAUGAUAAGGUGGAGACGACAGAAAUGUCAGUUCAUUCUCCAAGUUCUACUGUAAUAUUUUUGAAUCGUGCAAAAAACUCUAAAAAUGUAAAUAUUAAAGAUGAUAUAUUAAAUCCUGAAUUGCAUCCUUUUGUUCAAGCUCAAUUGGAGGUAUUACGUUUAAUGCCUGAUAUUAUUUCAAGCAUAGCAUUCCUUUGGAAUACUCUUAAUCAAUCACCAUUCUGUCAGUUACAUAAAGGAAACCUUUACAAAUCUACUUGUACAAUGACUAGUCGUUAUCCAGAUAAAGAACAUUGGUCGUUGUUAAACUCACCUAUUCCUUCUGAAAGUUUAUCUCCAUUAAUUAGCCUUGGUUCAGCUACUCUUGUUCGUGGCGCUAUUCGUCGGCUACUAAAGCCUAUCGCAACACAACAUCCAGAUCUCUUAUUGGUAACAACCGCUGUAGCUUGGCCAAAUACAACUUUUGAUAUUGAAACUGGUGGUCUACUUGCUGGAUUCGAUUCACUAAUAAACUAUGGCCCAUUGGAUAUGCUUAUACCUUUAAGAAUAAAAAGAGAUAAUGGUACUUCAGAAAUUUACUCCAUUCCAUUACAUCAUAAACAAUAUAGUUUAUUAGAUUUAAUUAGUGGUCAAACUUAUGAUGAUAAACAUUAUGGUUCUAUAUUAUCAUCUACAAUAUUAAUUAAUCAUUUACGUGAUAUUCUACGUCGUCCAAUGAAUAAUUCAUUUUUAUUACCAAUCAUUAAUACUAUUCAAUUACAAUAUAAUUUCACUUCAUUAUCGUCAUCAUUAAUGAAUUCAUAUUCACCAUUACAAGAAAUGAAUACAUCAUUAAUAACAAAUGGAUAUAAAUCAAAUACAAAUUCUGGAGUAAAUUUAAUACGUUUACAAACGAAUUUAUUACAUUUAUUUUAUGCAUGGCUUAUUAUGAAACCAGAUUUUAUAUCAUCGGAUUUAUUAUUAAUAUUAAUACGUGAUUUAAUUAAUUUACCAACAAUAAUUAAUUAUAAUAAUAUGAAUAUAAUGAAUAUAACAACAACAACAACCAGUACGACGACUACUACUACCAAUAGUAGUAGUAGUACGACAUUGGGUCUUUCACCAGCAGGAAUAUUCAUUCUUAUCAAAAUCUUCAGCAAAUUUUUAGAAACAGCUAAUUUUACCGAUGAUAAACGAGAACAAAAAGAGUUACAGGAAUUAUGUCAUCGAUUACUUGAAACGACAGCUUCUAUUGCUGCAUCUGCCUUGCAUCAACCAUCAUGGUUUCGUAAAACUUUACAAGUUCGUCAACUCGAUGGUGAUUUAACCAAUUCAUUUCCAUAUUCCCAACCUUUAAAUUCUAUCGAUUUAACUGAUCGUAUAUCGCUUUCAGGAUCGGAUGUUUUUGAAUCUAUUAAUAAAUCUGAUCGAUUAGGAAAUGGAUCAUCAGAUUUAACAAAUUCACAUUCUAUUGGACAACUUAACAAUGCAAAUGAUGUAUUGAAUGAUGUAGAACAAUCUUCUGUAAAAGAUUUAUAUGAUAAAUCAAUAUCAAUAGCAUUGCCUUCAUCAUGUUAUUCAAAAUCACGGCAUUCAUCUGUGAAUCUGUUGUCAAAUGAAAUAACACGUAUCCGUAUGCGUAGCGAUGUGACAAUACAAGCUAUUGAGUUGUUAACAGAGAAUAUGGUUAUAUUUUUGGAUUUAGUGUAUAAAAGUGAUGAAAAAGAUCGUGUAACAACAUUUUUAAACAAUAUUUUGUGCAAUAUUUUUCCUUAUCUUCGUGUUCGAACAUUAAGUAAUUCAGAUCAUUUUACUGUAGCCAGUAAAUUAAUUGCAUCGAUUAGUAGUUAUCAAUAUACACGUAAAUCAUGGCGUCGUGAUGUUUUGGAUUUAUUUUAUGAAUCAGUAUUUUUUCAAAUGAGUCCAAUUGCUUUACAAAGUUGGAAUUUAAUCAUUGAUAAUUUAAUGACACAAGAUAAAAGUACAUUUAAAGAAGCAUUAGCUCGUCUUGUAUUCGCUCAACCGGGUGGUUUAAAUUUAUUUACUAGUAAAGAGAGUGAAUAUGAUCUACGUGCUGCCUGUUUGAAAAAAUUAUCUUAUCUAGUUUAUGCAAGUGAACCGGAUCAAUAUGCGAAAGCAAUGCCUGAUUUAUUAGAACGUCUUGCUGAAUGUCUACGUUUAGGUCAAGGUAUAAUUCCAGUGGUUCAUACUCAAGUGUUUUUAUUUGCUCGUGUCUUAAUAUCUCGUAUGUCAGCCAUACAAUUGAAUUCUUUAUGGCCUAUAGUUGUACCAGAAUUGUUCCUCACAUUCAAAUCCCUAUCUCAGGCAAUUCAAGAAUGCGUUUCUAAAAUUCAAUCAAGGAAAGCCAAACCUGAUGCCUCUACGUCGUCAUCAUCAUCAUUUCUGUCUACUUCACAAAUGAAUUUGUAUAUUAGUGCAUGUAAAUUGUUGGCUACCAGUUUAUUAUAUCCAGAAUAUAGACUGCCACAAUUUUCCUAUUAUCAAUGGGCAUUUGUCAAAGAUAUAACUUUUGAUAAUUUAACUAACCAAGAAGAAAUGACAAAUGUCGCCACAGUGAAUAACAAUCGAAGAAUAUCGUUUCUUCCGUUCCUUUCCGAUGUUCUAACACAAAUUGAAAAAUUACAAGAAGUUGACAUAUCGAAUGGUAUUGAUGUGACAUCGAUGGAAAAUUCAUCUACUUUAUAUCAAAGUUGUUUCAGUAUUUUGGCUUUAGAUAAACUUGUCAACAUUUAUACACUGAAACCAUUCUUUGAAAGUUUACAUAACAGUUCAAAUGUUGAUUCAUUACGAAAUUCAUUCAAUGAUAUCCCAGUACUUGAUGGCUUCCUUCUUGAACUAGCUAUAGAAGCAUCUUUAGCUCAAGACUUUCCUGAAACUAUUGCAUCUAGAUAAUAAUAAUAAUAAUAUCCAUUUACAUCUUGAUUAUUAUGAUUAUCAUACUUAUUAUACAGAUUUACACUACCUCUUAUCCAACCAAUGAAAAUUUAAGAAACAACUUUGAAUAUUUAUGUUACAUGGUCUAUUGAAAUCACAUAAUCGAACUUGUGCACCUAUUGUCUUUCUAACCUUUUCACUUUCUUUAUGUUUUCUUUUUUCGUUUUGUACACAAACAUCUUAAAAUUUAGGAAAUUUUAUUAUACAAUAUGUUGUUGCUUUUGUUUGUUCUAUUGAUUCACCUAAACACAUUACAUAAUCUAAACCCAUCAUUAAGGCUGUGUCUUUCUCUAUUUCUCAUCUUAGUUGUCGAUUUUCUUUUCUCCAUAUUACUACUAUUACUAGUACUAAUACUAAUACUGCUACUAAAACUACUCAUACUACUACUUUAUAAUAAAUUACCAAUAUACGCUUAUAAGAUUGUUUCUUCCUUUUCAUAUCAUCACUUACUACAUGAUGAACAUUUGCUCUACUAUAAAUACAAUUGUAAUUGUUAUUGUAUUCCAACAUCAACUGGUUUGCGUAAUAUGACAGAAAGACACCAAUUUCCAAAGAAUAUGAAAAAUGCAAAGAUAUCAUCAUUCCUAAAUCACCAAACAAAUGUGAUACAUAAAAGAUCCUAUUUCCUUCCAUUCAAUAUUGUUGUUUCAUUUCCAUGUUUAUGUAUGUGUUUCUAUGUGAAUAUAUUAUUAAAGUAUAUGAUGAUUAUGUACUAUUGUAAAGGGAUUAUAUUUCUUAUGAACGUAAUGCAUUAUUCAAUACAUCAUUGAUCGAUAUUUGAAUAAAUAAAAGAAC